CGACAAUCAUUUCUCGUAAUAAUUUCAGUUCCACUUUGCUUGCUCUGUAAAGUAGUCAAAUUUUCGAGCAGUGGAGAAAAACAAAAUGGUGUUUCAGACAAUUGAUAUUCUAAGAAAUGAGAUUCCACUUGAGCAGGAAUCCGUAAAUUUGCCCGAAGAUGCUGUGACUGGCCUUGUUCUUGUGGAUAUAAUCAAUGGCUUCUGUACUGUCGGUGCUGGAAAUCUGGCUCCAAGAGAACCCAAUAGGCAGAUAUCAGGAAUGAUCAGUGAGUCAGAAGGAAUAGCCAGACUCUUCUGCAAUAAAAAAUGGCCAGUUAUGGCAUUCCUAGAUUCUCACCAUCCAAACAAACCAGAGGACCCUUAUCCUCCUCACUGUAUUGCUGGAACUGACGAAUCCAAUUUGGUCCCUGCUCUAAGAUGGUUGGAGAAUGAAUCAAAUGUCACCAUCAGACGCAAAGAUUGCUUUGAUGGAUUUCUGGGUUCGAUUGAGGCAGAUGGUUCAAACGUUUUUGUUGAUUGGGUGACCAAAAAUCAGAUCAAAACUUUACUGGUUGUAGGGAUAUGCACAGACAUAUGUGUGCUGGACUUCGUAUGCUCAACAUUAUCAGCAAGAAACCUUGGUUUGCUUAAGCCUCUAAAGGAUGUAGUGGUCUAUUCACGAGCCUGUGCUACCUUUGAUGUUUCGCUUCAAGUUGCGAGAAAUACUAAAGGAGCUUUAGCUCAUCCCCAGGAGUUCAUGCACCAUGUAGGCUUGUACAUGGCCAAAGAAAGAGGUGCCAAAAUAGCAAACAGUGUGUCCUUCAUCACAGCUGAAAAACCAUGAAACCCAUCAUCUACCUUUUAAAGGAUAGCUCUAUAAAUUUAAAUAAACGGUGGGCAUAGCUUGAGUCCAAUUCUGGGUGAUCCAAUAUAUAUGGAAAAAGCUAUGUAAGAGAUAUAUAGAUAGAAUUUGCUGAUGGAAACAUAUAUAAAAUUGUGCACUUUGCUUGUAACCUUGCGUAUGAUGAAUGAACCAUGCAGAAUAAACAAGUAUUCACCACUA
Ziziphus jujuba (common jujube) is the source of this 1042-nucleotide messenger RNA. Its product is annotated as nicotinamidase 1. The record is from RefSeq and is a predicted model, not a curated record. Lineage: Eukaryota; Viridiplantae; Streptophyta; Magnoliopsida; Rosales; Rhamnaceae. Gene Ontology annotation, biological process: pyridine nucleotide salvage. The transcript is spliced from 5 exons. Gene Ontology annotation, molecular function: nicotinamidase activity. The coding region runs from base 86 to 823 and encodes 245 amino acids.